AUGACUUCUUCUUCUCAAAACAAUUUAGACGAAGCAUUUGAUGAUGCAUUUGAUGAGCUCUUUGAUCAACACCUUGAUCACGCCUUUGAGAAUUUAACCAUUCGAGUUGAUCAAGAAGAACGAAGGAAAAAAAACGAGCUUAUAUCGAAAGACAUCGUGAAGAAGGGCAUACUCGUUUAUGGAAUGAUUAUUUCAGUGAUACUCCAACGUAUGUCUGAGGAGUUACCAAAGCGGUUGUUUAAGCCGGGUGAAGAGACCCAAGUGCAUCAGAUCAAUAACAACUGCAAGAUGGUACGCUAUUUCAAAAGAUUGAUGGAGUGGUUGCCAAAGGAGUUGGAGACAGUGAAGAAAGAUCCUGUUUUUGCUCAGAUUUUUAAGCUGUUCGAUAAUGGUUUGGGAUUCUCGGCGAGAGUGAUACACGGCUUCUUGUGUAGGGAGCUGUUGACUUACAAAGAUCAUGAGCUCUGGUUUGUCUUUGCGAGAAGACCUCUCCGAUUUUCAUUGCUUGAGUUCCACGCAGUUACCGGGCUUCAGUGCGAUACUAGUCUCUCACUUAAGGAGUUGGUUGACUGGGAUGAUGAUGGUGGUUUCUGGAGCUUAGUGAUCAGGACAAAUAAGGGGAUUUCUAUUUUCGAGCUGUGGGAACAUCACAGGGCAGCUGUUAAGAAGUGGAGUAAUGCUGAUCGAAUCAGGCUGGUGUAUCUUUGCAUCAUUGUUUGUAUGGUUUGCGGGAGAGAUGAGAAGGCACCUAUCCCCAUCAAGUACGUGAAGUUGGUGAUGGAUCUUGAGCAGGUUCGAAACUACCCUUGGGGAGUUGCUUCUUUUGACCUUCUAUGCGAGUCAAUAGCUGAAAAACGAGAUAAACUGAAGGAGAAUCCAAAGAGUUACGUGUUAGAUGGCUUCACCUACGGUCUUCAGAUAUGGGCUAUGGAAGCAAUACCAAAGCUUGGAAAGCUCUGUGGAAGAAAACUGAACAAAAGUUUUAAGAACGGUCCUAGAUGUGUAAACUGGAUGGGAGCUGCAAAGAUUUCGUACGAGGAGCUCAACAAGUUGGAGAACAUCUUAACACCCAAGGAUGACAUAUAUCCAUACAUCUCGUGGACAGGGAAUUAUACAGUGUGUGAAAGUCUUCAAUUUAGCAGACGAGAUGAGGUGGAGGAUGAUAGAGUCAAGCUUCUCAUGCAGAUGAUAAUGAAGCAGUUUGACUUCAGUGGUCAUAAUUGGGAGUACGAAGAGACACCGGUCUUUUCUUUUGGGGUUGAUAACAAAGAAGGUGAGAAGGAGAAAGUAGCUACGCAUGAGGGAGAAGGUGGGAGUGAUAAAGAGCCUAACGACAAGGAUGGUGAAGGUGGGAGCGAUGAAGCAAGUGGGAGCGAUGAGGAGUUUCAAACUCCAAAAGGAUCAGCAACCAUAAGGGCGAGAGAUACAAAGGGAAAGAAGGGGCUCCCUGAUCGUGGAAUGGAAAAAAGGAAGCAUAAGGUCCUACAUACUAGACCACAACAGGCGCCCUUUGAUGAAGAUAUGAAGACUUUUGUGACGCAGUUGUUUCAGCAAGGUUUUGCUGCGAUGGAAGAGAGGCUAGAGAAAAAGAUGGAUGAAAAAUUUGAGGGAGUGCAGUCUGAGCUUAAAAAUUCCCGUGGGGAUUCAACCGUCCAAGCUGAGCAUGGAGAUCCAUCUGCGAGCAAGCCAGCGCCUAGCCACCCAUCGCCUAGCAAGCUAGCGCCUAGCAAGCCAGCGCCUAGCAACCCAUCGCCUAGGAAGCCAUCUCCUACGAAGCCAUCGCCUAGCAAGCCAUCUCCGAGGAGGUCCAAACGCUUGGAUGUAAAUUUCAGUCAAGCGGAUGAUAUGGACGAACCAAUAGGUACGCAAAGCCUUGAAGGACUUUCUCAAGCCUCGUACGUACCCGAUUUUGAUCCAUCACAGACCAAUAACGACAACGAUGCAAGUGAUUGGUGGACUCCAAUGACUACUGUCCGGAAACUACGAAAAGGUGGAUCAAAGCAAUCAAAUGCACCUCUAACAUCGGCAAAGUGGGAUAGAUGGACUGGAGGACCAAGCAAGAAGCUUCAGCUUAGUGACUCACCAAUGGCAGCUGACGGUUCUCCACAGGCGUCACUGUAUUAUUUCACCGAAGAAUCGUGGGAUAGAUUCACGAAAUGGUCUACGAAUCCACCAGCUUUGAGGAUUGGUCCCUCUGUCUUUAAUUUGACCUUCGCACAGAGAAUAGUUUGUGCUGGAAAAUGGCUUGGAAACGAGGAAAUGGAUGCGAUGUUGUAUAUAUGGCGAGAGAAGACAUCUUUGAGGCGUUGGAAUAUAGACCGUGUUGCUUUCAUGAACGCCAUGUUCUGCCUCCAGAUCGAGAAAGAAUACGAGAAGUGUAAAGACGACAAAAGAGGCUACGUAGUACCCGAUCUUCUUCUUGCUUAUGGGAGAGGAGAGUUUCCAUCUCAUGGGCGGACUAAUAGAGUUUGGGGUGUCGAUGUUGAUCGUCUCUACUUUCCUCUGUUUGUCAAUGGUAAUCAUUGGGUUGCUGUAUGCGUCAACAUGAUUGAGAAGAAAGUGGAAGUCUAUGAUUGCAAUCGGGGAAGGAAUAGGCAAUACGUAGAGAAGUUUGCUUGUAUGAUUCCUAGAAUUGUCAAGGCAGUUGGUCCACCGAAGAGCAAGUUACUCCUUACAUCCUAUUCGAUUGUAGAUAUGCCUAUGCAGACAAGAUUGAACAAGUCUUGUGCUGAUUGCGGGGCAUUCGCACUCAAACACUUGGAGUGCAUCCUUCUUGGUCUCGACCUCAGUUUAGUGGAAGACGGAAUAAUGCCUGGUUGCCGACAGAAAAUUGCUUAUGAUAUAUGGGAGGCUGCCCAUGAUCCCAUUUUAAUCCAGCUUAUGGCACAACACAUCCCUUCGGAUUUUGAGAGUUCUACUUUUUAUGACCUUGAAGAAGACUGA
This is a messenger RNA of Brassica napus (rape), 2943 nucleotides long. RefSeq lists its product as uncharacterized. Gene Ontology annotation, cellular component: nucleus. Gene Ontology annotation, biological process: protein desumoylation. NCBI's taxonomy places the organism in Eukaryota, Viridiplantae, Streptophyta, Magnoliopsida, Brassicales, Brassicaceae. The record is from RefSeq and is a predicted model, not a curated record. Gene Ontology annotation, molecular function: deSUMOylase activity. The coding region runs from base 1 to 2943 and encodes 980 amino acids. The transcript is spliced from 6 exons.